UCUCUCUGCCGCCUCUCCCGGCUCUUUAUGCCUUGGAAGAUGAAGCCGGACCCAGCGCCCCAGGCCCACCCGCUGGGCCGGCUCCAGGGCUAAGCAGGGGGCCACUUGGGCGCGGGACAGGACAGAAGGCCCCGCGGAUGCACGGAGCCGCAUAGCAUAGCGAGGAGCAGCCCCAGCAUCACCAUGGAACCCCCAUCCCUGGACACAGCCAUCCAGCAUGCCCUGGCGGGCCUCUACCCCCCUUUUGAGGCCACAGCACCUACGGUCCUGGGUCAGGUGUUCCGGCUCCUGGACUCCGACUUCCGGGGGGACGGGCUGAGCUUCCUCCUGGAUUUCCUGAUCCCUGCCAAGCGCCUAUGUGAGCAAGUUCGAGAAGCAGCCUGUGACCCCUAUGUCCACCAUGUUUUCCUGCAUGAGGGCUGGCCACUGUGCCUGCGGGACGAGGUGGUGGUCCACCUCGCGCCCCUCAACCCCCUCCUGCUACGCCAGGGUGACUUCUACUUCCAAGUCGAGUCCUGGGAGGAGCAGUCGGCCCGCAUGGUGAUGAAGUGCCUCUCCUUGGACCUCCGCACUGUGGACAAGAAGCCCGUUCCGGAGUCUUCCUACCCGCUCCUUUUCACCCAGCAGUGGCUGGAGACCAUCAACAGCAGCUUCCAGGGGAGUCCUUUGCAUAACUGCCUGGUGGCUUCAGAACACGGAGUUGUCCCUGUCCCUUGGAAUAAGAUCGCCAGCCCGAUAUUUGUGGAAUAUGGAUGCCACAUGGUGAAAGUCCCCUCCUCGGCCGAGGACACUCUUCAAUUUGAGGCAUCGCAUCCGAGCAAUUCCCCAGAGCUGCCCCAGGCUGACUCCCCAGGCAGCCGGCGGUCUCCGGCCCAGAGUGUGAGCAAAGGGAAGGAUGGGAGACCUGCAAACAAGUAUCCAGGCCUCAUCAAAGUUGAGCAGGCCAGACCGGGGGAAGUAGCUUUCAGGAUGGACGAUGUGGUCAGCCAGAGUUUGGAGGGAGACUACGUGGCUCUCGUGAGCUUCUCCCACGGGAGUAGAGGGCAUUCUCCCAGCAGGCAAGUGGCAACAUCUAGCGGGUGGACUUUGAGGACACAAGAGGAACUAUCUAGAAUGACAGAGAUUCCUAUGUCUCCGGGGAGACUGUCCCUCCAAGGGCCCAGUGCAGGACCUUCCUUGGACAACCAGGCUUGUGCUAAGCCAGCAAGCUCAGAGGAGGAGCCCUGUGCUUUAGGCUCCAAGAGAAAGAUCAGUCACCAAGUGACUGUCCACCAUUCAGAGCCACAGUCCCCAGAGCCCUUCUUUGAGGCCCUUGAGCCACCAGGCUGCACUUCUGGCCUUGGGACAAAUGUCCCUGAAGAGCCAGCUGUCUCCAAGACACGAGGACUUCUAGAAAGCCCAGAGACCAUGACCAGGCCUGGGCCAAGACAAGCAUCCUCUCCCCGCCUGUCCCCAGCCUCCUCUGCCUGUGAAACAAAGACGGACAAGACCCUGCGGGAAAAAGGGGGUCCUCGCAGGCCAUCAACUCAAGCAGUGCAGAAUGCCUCUUCGUCCUCUGGGUCCCCUAUUCCUGGGCUCAAAUCCUCUUUCUCAAAAGGGCAGAAGCUACCCCUGGUGACAGAGGAGAAGUCUACACUCCUGCGUGAUGCCUCUCAGAAAACCCCAUGCCCUGUCUACUCUGCCAAGACCCCCCAGAAAGAUGGGACAACUCCCACCAACACAUCUGGCCCUGCCACUGAAUCAAGCCCCCCAUCUGCAGAGCCGGUUGGCUUUCCAGAAGCUUCCUUAGCCUUCCUGGAAAGAAACACCAGCUCAGAGGAGGAGCCCCCGGGGCCUGGGCCCAGGAUUGGGGCUCUGUGUGUGGAGUUUCUCUACUCCAGGAUAGCCUGCCUGCCAGGUGGACGGGACAGGGCCGGGCGUCCUCUGCUGCUGCUGUCCACACAGGGGGACUGGGAGGCGCCAUGGUGCCAGGUCUCAGAGCUUACCAAGCUGCUGUCCUACCUCUGCAGUAUCCCCAGGCCAGAAGAGAAAGCCAAGGGGCUGGCGGUCGUGAUCGAUGCCAGGAAAGAGCCACCACAGCCUGGCCUAGUCCGUGCCCUGCAGGCCACCCAGGCUGUGGCCCCAGAACGGGGGAUGCUGUUCUUCUUGGGGGAGAAGGAGGCGGCGCUACUGCUGCAAGCCCUACCUGCAGCCCAGGUGGAAGUGCUGACUUCAUUGAAGGCCCUCAGCCACCACGUGGACUCCAGCCAGCUGCCUGACACCCUGGAAGGCUCCUUCCCCUACUGCCACAGCGAGUGGGUGCAAUUCUUCCAGAUGCUGGACCCGUUCCUGGCUGACCUUCGCCGCGCCUCCUCCCUGCUGCAGGCGUCCAUCGAGGAGUUUGAAAAGGGCGAGCCCACAGGGGGGGCCCAGCAGGAGGCCACCAGGGACCUGAGCAAGUCCAAGGAGCUGAUGGCGGCGGUGCUGAGGGACCCGGGGCUACUGGGCCUCCAGCGGGAGGGAGGAGCUGUCCUGGCUGGGCUGCAGGGCCAGGCCAGCAGGCUGCCCUCCAAUCCCGACAUCAGGUGUCACCUGGAUGAAGCCGCCGCCCUGUACAGCCUUGUGGACGAGCAGCUUCACGUCCUGGUCACUGUGUCCAACCACCACCUGGGGAGGCUGGAGCUCCGGAUCCGCCUGGGCCGCCUGGAAGCCGCCAUCCACCAGGUCAGCGCCUGGAUGGAGCGGGAGGGAAGCCAGUGCCUGCGGGUGCUCGAACCCGCCGACGACCGCGCGGAGAGCGUGGAGAAGGCGCACGCGGCCUUCGAGGACUUCUUCCUGCAGGCUGCGGCCCAGUACCGCCGCGGCCUGGAGCUGUCCAAGCAGGCGGCCCAGCUGGGAGCAGCGGGCGGUGGGGCAGGCGAGGCCGGCAGCGGCGGCGGCCCGGGGUUCCCCGAGCUUGCGGCCUUUGCCGCCACCCAGCGGGCCUUCCAGGCCAAGCUGACCCAUUUCUACAUGGCGGCCGAGCGGCAGCGCACAGACCUGGAGACGCUGCUCCAUCUGCACCGCUUCUGCAAGAAGAUGACCUGGUUCCAUCUGGACUGUCAGGAUCUGAUGGCCCAGCUCAGGCUGGGCAAGGCCCAACGGGCCAGCCCGGGGGACCAGCGCCGCCUUCAACGCUACCUGUGGCGCCUGGAGUCUGAGUUUCCUGCCGAAAAGCUCACGGCCAUGAAGCUGCAGGUGGCCUCGCUGAGCAGGGCUGGGCUGGGCCAGGCCCUGUGGGAGGAGGCACAGGUCAGGCACGAAGAGAUCCAGAACCUCCUGAAGAAGGCCCUGGCACGCUGUCCAUGCCCGGCGGCUCCCACUGCCCAGUUCAGCAGGCCAGCCGCUAAGGGCCAGGGUCCGAGUGGGGUGGUCCCUUCCCGGGGGACGUGGGACUUGCCCUUCCAGGAUGCACUGGGUGUGAAUCACCUGCCAAAGCCCUGCUGGCCCCCUCUGGUUCCCAGAGCGGGGCAGCAUCGGAAUUUCCAGGCAGACCCUCCACGCCAGGAAGCUGGCCAGGCUGAGGCUGGUGAGAGCCAAGGCCCCUAUGAGCUGGGCAAGACUUUUCCAGAACACAUACUUAAUACCUUCUCCUUGAAGCCAUUUCCCAGGCCGAGCCAGCUCCCCCACCCCACUGGGGGUGGCUUCUCCUCAGAGGGGACCGACUCACAGACCUCCCUGGAGAGCUCACCCCAGACCAGUCCACCCGCUUCCCUGUAGCCGGGGCACAGUUCCAGGGUAACUGUGGCAGGCCAGGCUACAGCCCACUGGGAGCCCGGUUGUUGCUAUGGAGACUUGGCUAGCCAUCACUUGGGAGGAUAGCAAUUGUGAGUCCAAGCUAGGUACUGGUGGCUCACGCAGUGAGCCAGUGACUGGUGUCAUCGCAGCUACUCAGGAGGCUGAGAUCUGAGGACCACAGUUUGAA
Perognathus longimembris pacificus (Pacific pocket mouse) is the source of this 3943-nucleotide messenger RNA. Its product is annotated as KIAA1755 ortholog. The record is from RefSeq and is a predicted model, not a curated record. The coding region runs from base 184 to 3738 and encodes 1184 amino acids. Lineage: Eukaryota; Metazoa; Chordata; Mammalia; Rodentia; Heteromyidae. The transcript is spliced from 14 exons.